Molecule: messenger RNA, 1754 nt
Organism: Melanaphis sacchari
Lineage: Eukaryota; Metazoa; Arthropoda; Insecta; Hemiptera; Aphididae
Product: ethanolaminephosphotransferase 1-like
Exons: 8
Coding region: 440-1603 (387 amino acids)
Biological process (GO): phosphatidylethanolamine biosynthetic process
Cellular component (GO): Golgi apparatus; endoplasmic reticulum membrane
Molecular function (GO): ethanolaminephosphotransferase activity
Source: RefSeq, a predicted model, not a curated record
GAUAAGAGUACAAAACAGUAAACAACAAUCCAAAGUUCAAGGAUCAACUUUUUAACAAUUUAAUAUUAAAUAAUAAAUAUGCGUCUUUGUUUCUUUUUUAUUGAGAUCUGUAUCCGCGAAUCUUUAUAGUUUUAUUUUCUAUGUACAAACAAAUAAAAAUGUAUUUAAAAUUUUUUUACAAAUGAAUCCUACCUAAGUGUAAUCCAUAAGCCACACGUAUCAGCUAUCUCGUCUAAUAUUAUUCAUUACAAUAAUACUGUUAUUAAUUUUAUUAAUUUGCUAACAAACUGGUAAAAAUCCUUCUAGAUUAUUUGUUAAUCGGAUAUGAAAUAGUUUUCAUGCUAAAUUGUUAUGAGUGAUUCCUAAUUAAUUUGUUUUAUAUAAUUAAACUAUUGAUAGCUAAGUUACAGAAUUUUUAACAUUAUUAUAAGUUUACACAAUGGUGUUUGAUAAUUUAUAUCUUAAUAAGGACCAUCUCGAUGGGUUUGACAAUUACAAAUAUAAUGCAAUUGAUACAAAUCCAUUGGGUACAUAUAUUAUGCAUCCAUUUUGGAACUCAUUAAUUAAAGUUAUUCCAAGAUGGAUUGCACCUAAUUUGCUAACUUUUGUUGGUUUUCUUUUUACUGUUGGAGCUUCACUUCUCCUUGCUUAUUAUGACUAUGGUUUUUAUGUAUCUGGAAUAAAUUACAAAGGUGAUCCAAUACCAAAAUGGGUUUUUGGUGUUGUGUCUUUAUUUAUUUUCAUAUCAUAUUCUCUUGAUGGUCUUGAUGGUAAACAAGCUAGACGUACAGGCACAAGUGGUCCUUUAGGUGAACUGUUUGAUCACGGUCUGGAUUCCUGGACAACUGUUUUUAUCCCAACUGCACUUUAUUCAAUAUUUGGGCGUGAUGAUCCAAAUACUAUUCAACCAAUACGGAUGUAUUAUAUCUGCAUAAUGGUUUUCAUUAAUUUUUAUCUGGCUCAUUGGGAAAAGUAUAAUACUGGAGUAUUAUAUUUGCCAUGGAGUUAUGACUUUUCAAUGGUUGGAUUAGUAUUUUUCUUUGGUCUUACUGCUAUUUUUGGUCCUGAAAAAUGGAAAAUGACUUUAAUAAAUAAUUAUUCCUUUGGACAUAUCACAGAAAUAACAUUUUAUUUUACCACAUUCAUUACUAAUAUUCCAGUUUCAAUUUAUAACAUUUAUGUAAGUUACAGGGACAAAACAGGUAAAAAUCUAAGUGUUUUAGAAGGCAGUCGACCAUUAAUUCCUUUGACUGUAUUUGUGUCUUUAUGCUUGAUAUGGGUAAAAAUGUCACCUACAAACAUUCUUGAAAGAGAUCCAAGAAUAUUUUUUAUGAUGAGUGGAGCAAUAUUUUCAAAUAUUUGUUGUCGUUUAAUUGUGGCUCAAAUGAGCAAGACUCGUUGUGAAGCACAUAACAAUUUGUUGUCGCUUAUGGUUGUAGCUAUAUUUUUUAGUGUGUUUUUACCUCCCAUUGAAUUAAUUUGUAUGUACAUUAUGGCAUUUAUAAGUAUUGGAACACACAUAUAUUAUGGAGGCUGUGUAGUGAAACAAAUGGCUGAUCAUUUUAAAAUCAUGUGUUUCAAAAUACCAUACAAAAAACAUUAAAUAUAAUAUAUUAUUAAAAUAAUUUUUAUUUUAUAUUAAUUUUAUUAACUACUUACAUAAAUCGGUAUUAGCGUUCAUGGAAUAAUUGUUGCUAAAAGUUAUAAUUCUUAUUUUUUUUUAAUCUCAUUACAGAGUAGUCAUACUUAUGAAA